GGAACCGGAAGUGCCAGCUCUGAGGCAAACUGGGCAGCGGGGAAGCAGCGGGGUCCUGCUCCUCCCGGGCCCCGCUCCUCGUCCUCCGGCGGCGGCGAUGAAGCUUCUUCCCCCGCGCCGGGCGGGGAGGCGUUUCGUGCUGGGCGCCGCAGUGCUGCUGUGGCAGCUGAGCGCGACCGCCCAGGCGGUGGAGCCCAUCAGCCUGGGUUUGGCCAUAGCCGGCGCCGCCGCCUCCGCCCUGACAGGAAUCAUCUCCUAUCCGAAGCUCUACUGCUACUUCGCCCACUGCUGCCUCCAGAAGCCUGGCGCCCGCAGCGGGACAGUGCUUCAAGAGGGUUUGGAUGACCGACUCUUUGGGCAGCAUCUGGCGAAGAAGGUGAUUGUGAAAUCGCUUACUGGAUUGUUGAAUAAUCCAAACCCGAAGAAGCCUCUGGCACUCUCCUUACAUGGCUGGACUGGGACUGGCAAAAACUUUGCUAGUAGGAUAAUCGUGGAGAGCCUUUUUGAAGGAGGCCUCAACAGCAAAUUUGUACAUCAGUUUGUAUCCACUCUGCAUUUUCCUCAUCAGCAGAACAUUUCCCAGUACAAGGACCAGUUGCAGAUGUGGAUCCGGGGCAAUGUGAGCAGCUGCCCAAGAUCCGUCUUCAUAUUUGACGAGAUGGACAAGAUGCACGCUGGCCUCAUCGACUCCAUCAAGCCUUUCCUGGACUACUACGAGGAGCUGGACGGUGUGUCUUACCGGAAAGCUAUCUUCAUCUUCCUCAGUAAUGCAGGGGCUGAAAAGAUCACCGAAGUGGCGCUGGACUUCUGGAGGAGGGGAAAGAGGAGGGAGGACCUGAGCUUACGGGACCUGGACCUGACCUUGUCUGUUUUCAAUAACAAAAACAGUGGCUUUUGGCACAGCAGCCUAAUCGACAAACACCUCAUCGAUUAUUUUGUACCCUUCCUGCCUCUGGAGUACAAGCAUGUGAAAAUGUGCAUUCGGGUCGAGCUUGAAUCCCGCGGCUACGAGGUGGAUGAGGACAUUGUGACCCAGGUCGCUGACGAGAUGACUUACUUCCCAAAAGAAGAGCGGAUCUACUCUGAUAAGGGAUGCAAGACUGUUUGUACAAAACUGGAUUUCUACCUGUAAUGCAUAUAUUUAUAAUUACCUGAUUUUCGAAGAAAAUGAACCCAAUCACAGAA
Messenger RNA from Podarcis raffonei (Aeolian wall lizard), 1185 nucleotides. Its product is annotated as torsin-1A-like. Gene Ontology annotation, biological process: nuclear membrane organization; protein localization to nucleus. The record is from RefSeq and is a predicted model, not a curated record. Gene Ontology annotation, cellular component: nuclear envelope; endoplasmic reticulum; endoplasmic reticulum lumen. Lineage: Eukaryota; Metazoa; Chordata; Lepidosauria; Squamata; Lacertidae. Bases 98 to 1132 code for a protein of 344 amino acids. The transcript has 5 exons. Gene Ontology annotation, molecular function: ATP hydrolysis activity; ATP binding; kinesin binding.